Molecule: messenger RNA, 4405 nt
Organism: Gadus macrocephalus (Pacific cod)
Lineage: Eukaryota; Metazoa; Chordata; Actinopteri; Gadiformes; Gadidae
Product: protein-methionine sulfoxide oxidase mical3b-like
Exons: 24
Coding region: 333-4388 (1351 amino acids)
Molecular function (GO): FAD binding; protein binding
Source: RefSeq, a predicted model, not a curated record
AGCCACGGACAAAGAAAGCCCAGAUAAAACUACAAAACAACAACAACAGAAGAACCCAAUGCAACACCUAAGGGCACCUUGUCUUUCAACCUCGGUUUCAGAGACACAUCCGACCAGACACCUGACCUCUCCCGGGUCGACCCCUCGAUCCAGAUGUCACACCUUACGCGUUCAUUUGUACUCGUACCUUUCCUUCUAGGAACGGCCAAUCAGGCGCAGCCGGGAAAAAGGCCAAGCUGGAGUCCGGCCGGUGACGUCAUCAUCAGGAGGAGUCGCCCCCCCACCCCCCCCCCCCCCCGCUUUCCUCAGGGGCCCCCCGUCGCGGGGUCGCCAUGGGCGACGGGGCCAAGGCCGACCCGGGGAGCCACGACGCCCAUGAGCUGUUUGACGAGCUAGUCGGGGCCACCACCUGCAGGGCCACUCUGAGGGCCUUCGGCCUGCUCUGUGACCACCUGGGGGUCCCUGGAGGGGGGGCGGUCCCCGGGGCCCCCCGGCAGUGGCCCUUCUACCACACGGUCAAGCACCGGCUGAACUACUGGAAGGCCAACGCACUCUGGGCCAAGCUGGACAAGAGGGCGGCGCUGCCCGAGUACAUGACGGGCCGGGCCUGCGCCGGCACCACGUGUGUGGUCAUAGGGGCGGGGCCGGUGGGGCUCCGGACGGCGGUGGAGCUGGCCUUCAUGGGGGCCCGCGUGGUGCUGGUGGAGAAGAGGGACGCCUUCUCCCGCAACAACGUCCUCCACCUGUGGCCCUUCACCAUCCACGACCUGCGCGGCCUGGGGGCCAAGAAGUUCUACGGCAAGUUCUGCGGCGCCUCCAUCGACCACAUCAGCAUCCGUCAGCUGCAGCUGAUCCUCCUGAAGGUGGCGCUGUUGUUAGGGGUGGAGGUCCACGUCAACGUGGAGUUCAAACAGCUGGUGGAGCCGCCGGGGAGCCAAGAGCGCCACAAGGCAGGCUGGAGGCUGGAGGUUUAUCCCAAGACUCAUCCGGUCGGCCAGCUCGAUGUGGACGUCGUUAUUGGCGCGGACGGACGACGGAACACACUUCCUGGGUUCAAGCGCAAGGAGUUCCGCGGGAAGCUGGCCAUCGCCAUCACGGCUAACUUCAUGAACCGCCACACCACGGCAGAGGCCAAGGUGCAGGAGAUCAGUGGCGUGGCCUUCAUCUUCAACCAGAGGUUCUUCCAGGAGCUGCGGCAGGAGACCGGCAUUGAUCUGGAGAACAUAGUGUACUACAAGGACGACACGCACUACUUUGUGAUGACGGCCAAGAAGCAGAGUCUGCUGGAGAAAGGGGUCAUUCUGCAGGACCACGCGGACACGGAGCUCCUGCUGUCCCGCGGGAACGUGGACCAGAAUGCAUUGCAGGCGUACGCCCGCGAGGCGGCGGGCUUCUCCACGGGCCACCGGCUGCCCAGCCUGGACUUCGCCAUGAACCACUACGGCCAGGCGGACGUGGCCAUGUUCGACUUCACCUGCAUGUACGCCUCGGAGACGGCGGCCAUGGUGCGCCGGAGGCACGACCGGCCCCUGCUGCUCACGCUGGUGGGGGACAGCCUGCUGGAGCCCUUCUGGCCCAUCGGGACGGGCAUCGCCCGCGGCUUCCUGGCCGCUCUGGACUCGGCCUGGAUGAUCCGCAGCUGGGCCCAGGGCUCCGCCCCCCUGGAGGCGCUGGCCGCCAGGGAGAGUGUGUACCGCCUGCUGCCCCAGACCACUCCGGAGAACAUGCACAGGAACAUCAGCCAGUACACCGUGGACCCGGGCACGCGCUACCCCAACUACAACGCUCAGCUCAUCAGCCCCGCGCAGGUGAAGCACCUGGUCCACACGGGAGAGGAGCCCCAGGUGGAUGUGGACUCCCUCGUUCGCUCCCCUCCCCCCAGACUGCUCAGACAAGAGUCCUUCUCCCGCUCCAACAAGCUGCUGGCCUGGUGCCAGGAGCAGACCCGGGGGUACCGGGCCGUUGCCGUGGGCGACCUGACCACCUCCUGGAAGAGCGGGCUGGCGCUGUGCGCCCUGAUCCACCGCCACCGCCCCCACCUCAUUGACUUUGACUCCCUGGGGGAGUCGGACGCGGAGGCCAACGUGCGGCUGGGCUUCAGCGUGGCCCAGCGGGAGUUGGGCAUCGCUCCCCUCAUGACGGCCGAGGAGAUGUGUUCCGCCGAGGAGCCCGACUCCCUCUCCAUGGUCAUGUACCUCAGCCAGUUCUACCAGCUGCUCCGGGAAACGCUGCCCCCUGGUGGUUCUCUGUCUCAGAGUGCUGACUUCAGAUCUGCUCUCCUGGCCCCCGCUUCCCUCCUGAGCCGGCUGGGCCACAGUCCGUCACGCAAACGCAACCCCAGGGAGAAGAAAGACGCCCUGUGGAAGAGGAGGAGGACGAGCCGUCCGUGCCUGGACGAACUAGAGCAUGACGACGCCGCCGGUUACCACGACGACCAGGGCCCAGAGGAGGGGUUUGUGGGCGGGUCCGGGCGCUCCAGGGUGCGUCUCAUGGCCAAUCAGCUGCAGGCCAGACUGGAUGUCGACGCCUCCUCCUGCCAAAGCCCCGCCUCCUCGGACGCCGCGCAACGACGGCUGGGGCAGUGCCUCCCCAGCCCGCCCUAUGGCUCAGAGGCCCUCGACUCCCCGUCUCUGGAAGAGGCGGUGGAGGACGCCGCCAAGUUCCCCGGGGAGGCCUGGAGGCCGAAAAAACGCACACAGCAACAGGAGCAGAUGAGUUUUCGAUUCAAAGAGAAGAUCAAGGGUCACACUCCGUUACCUGCUGUUGGAAAGCAGAACUUCGUCCGGAUGUACACCGAGGGAGUGAGCUCCAUGGCCGAGCAGAUAACCAAUCAGAUUCAAAGCCAGGAGCCGGCGUCGCCGGGGGCGACGGCUGUGUCGGCGGGGGCCAGCGGCGUGUGCUUCUUCUGCAGCCAGCGGGUGUACGUGAUGGAGCGUCUGAGCGCGGAGGGGCUGUUCUUCCACCGCAGCUGCUUCCAGUGCGACCACUGCCGCACCACCCUGCGCCUGUCCUCCUACGCCUGGGACGCGGCCGGAGGGAGGUUCUACUGUCUGCAGCACUACGACAGACGCAGUGGGGGUCCCGUCCUGAGGAAGAGAGCCGCGCUCAGCAUGUCCUCCGUCUCUCACCGGACCUCCAUAGGGUCCCUGCAGAAGACCUCCUCCACGGACAGCCUGCACCCCGCGGCCCCUGGGGGGCCCCUACUGGGGGACCGCAGAGCCUCAGUGGCUUCUCUGACCGAGGGGGCCAAGAGGGCGCGGGGCCCCCCCGGGGAGCGCAUCGAGCUGGCCAACUACCGGCCCCUGGCCCCCAGCACCAACGGGCUCACGGCGGCGGCGGUGGCAGCGGUGGCGAGGGGGGCGGAGCCUGUGUCGGGGCGUAAGCGUGCGAGCGGCGGGGACGUCUGCGCCCUGACGGAGGAGGAGGUGCCGGAGGAGGUGCCGGAGGAGACGCUGGCCCGCUACAACCUCAGCCUGCCGGGGGCGAGGAGGAGCGCCGGGGGAUCCAGCUCUGAGUCGGAGAUGGACGAGGGGAAGGAGGGCGAACGAGGGGCGUCAUGGCGACGGCUCAUGGAGCUCCACGCCGGGACGAGAGGAGGAGGAGACGACGAAGGGGACCGGGAGGACGACGAAGACGAGGAGGCGGAGGACGGGGAGGAGGAGGAGGGGGAGGUGGACGAAGAGGACGAAGGGGACUACGGCAGCGAGCCGGAGUCCAGUGACGAGGAGGAGUCGGCUCCUCCUGCUCCCAAGACGCACUCCACUCGGGGAGGAAGUGACAUCACGUACACUCACACACGGGACAACCCCCACCCGGAACCCGACUCCACCACCACCACCACCACCACCACCACCACCCUGGACCUCCUCAUCCCGGGUCACAUCCGCUCCUUCGCCUCCAUCGGCUCCUCCCCUCUCACCCUUGGCUCCUCCCACCUCACCCUGACGCCGACGCCCACUGCGGCGGCGUCGACCCCCGAGCGCUCCUCGGGCCUGUGCUCCUCCCUCCUCUCCUCCUCCUCCUCCUCCUCCAACGUCACCUCGUCCUCGGGGGGGGCCGGGGUCGGCGGCCCCCCCGCGCGGGGCAGCAGCAGCAGCAGCUCCGGCGUGGGCGUCGACAGCGGCUCCAGCGACACCGCCGUCGCCACGCCGACCGCCUCGCUCCCUCCCCGGGGGCGGGGCCUAGACCGCCCGGACCCCCCCUGCCGGUGUUCCCCGCCCUGGCCCUGCGUUGCGGGGGGGUCCGCCGCGACCCCGACGGGAGCGAGGUCGGCGUGGGGGGGGGCGUGGCCUCUGAGGAGGCGGGCUCCGCCCUCUGCUCCUCCUUCGCCGCCUCCUCCCUGGAGCUGCUCCGUCAGGAGAGGGGCGCCCGGGAGGAGCGGGGGAUGAGGGAGGGGGGGCGGGGG